GCUACUACACUAGCUAGUUGCUGUCUUUGAACGGUCGACGGGUCGAGCCCGGUAGUCUAACGUAUGGUGCAUCGCAGUUGCAAGCCAUGCCAACGAGUGGUGUUACAGAUGCGCACGAUGACCCCAAGCAAAAAUUGCAAAAUUGAAGAAGAACCUAGCAAAAGCAGUGCGCAUCUAAAUAUUAUCAGCCUGACCAACGGCAACGGCAGGACCCCGCCGGUGCACCGAACUCCCGGGGCGCGCGGGGCCGGCUAUAUAUGCACACAACACAAAGCUUGGACCGGGCCGGCCGCGUGUCGGCUCUCCACUAGCAGCUCCGAUCCGCCAGCCAUGGAGGCCGCCGCGGGGCCUGAGAAGCCGGACCACCCCGCCCUCGACGCGGCCACGGAGCCCGGCUGCCUGCUGCGGCGGCGGUCUGCGCCGUGGUCGUCGUGGCUGUCUGCCUCAGCCGCGGGGCUCGUCGCGGUGGGGCUCGGUGGCGCGGCGCUGCUGGUGUGGUGGGCGCUGGCGUUCCACCCGGCGAACGCGCGGCUCUGGAUGGUGCCCGCGGGGCUCGUCCUCCUCGGCACGCCCGUCCUGGCCUGGCUCUCCCUCCUCGGUUCCGGCCCGUGCGGCCGCCAGGCGCCACCGCCCGACGCUGGCGUCUACGCGUCAGCUUAG
Molecule: messenger RNA, 660 nt
Organism: Sorghum bicolor (sorghum)
Lineage: Eukaryota; Viridiplantae; Streptophyta; Magnoliopsida; Poales; Poaceae
Exons: 1
Coding region: 64-660 (198 amino acids)
Source: RefSeq, a predicted model, not a curated record